CCGGAAAUACCGCGACGCGUCGAGCCUCGCGCAUGCCGCCCCCAUCGUCUCCUUCGUCUCUCCACCCUGGCCCUCUCCGGAUCCUCGCCUCUGGUACCCUCUUCUAUACCUACACGCUUUCCUUGCCCUCCCAUCCUUCGCCGGGGUCGAACAGCAACGUCCGAGCGCAUUCGUACAUCCGCUCAAGGAAUGGCUCGGCCUGCAGCGUCCUAGCGGUCUUAUCUCAGUUUCAGCCUGGGAUUGCGAAUGAGGGUCCGACGGGGGGUGCGGGUAUGGGUGGUGGUGGGGUCGAGGGGUGUUGGUUGAUUGCGAGUCUGGGAGGAAAUGACGAGGGGAAGGAGGUGUUGAGAGAGCUGGACAGGGCCGGAAUCAGCACGAAGUAUUGUAAGAUCUGGGAUGGGGUAGGCGUCCCGGGCGCAUGGGUUCUACAUGCUGAUAAUACAGACACACAAACCGUCAUCAACCAUAACCCUCUCCCCGACAUCACCCACGAAGAAUUCGUCUCCCUCCUCGGCCCAAUCCUCGCCCCAGAGAACUACCCACCCCCUCCUCCUCUCCCCAUCCCCCUCCCUUCUCCUCCUGCCCCCCUCCACUCCCCAUCCAACUCCCCCUUGAACAGCCCGAACCCGAAUGGACAAUAUCAGCACCCGGGCUAUCAAUAUCAGAACCGUCCCCCGGGCUUCAAUCGUAUUUUGCUGCAGUAUGGACCAAGAGUAAGACCGACGUCGCCGGCGCCGUUUGACUGGUUGCAUUUCGAGGGGCGGAGCGUGAGGACUACGUUGACGAAUAUGAUGGGGAUCGAUGGAUUGGCGAGGGAGAGAAAAUGGAGGCGGUAUUGCGUGUUCAGCGUCGACGUCGGUCGUCGGGCUCGUGCGGGAGUCGAAGCCCUCAUCCCCCACGCCGACGUCAUCUUCUUCAACAAACACUACGCCCUCUCGCACUCCUCCACCUCUACCUCCUCAGCCCCAAUAACCCCCCGCUCCUUCCUCCUCUCCCUAACCUCCCUCGCUCCACCCCACGCCCUCCUCAUAGCCCACUGGGGCUCCGAAGGCGCCGCCAUCCUCUCCGUCCCUACAAAGGAAUACCUACAAAGCUCAGCCUGGGAACCCGCCCUGCCCGCCGCGUCUUCGCCGUCCUACUUCGGUCAUACCAGUGAGGAUCUGAUGGAUGUGCGGAGCGUGAGGUCCGGCUCUGAUUUUUUCGCGGCGCCGGGGGAGAGAAGUGAAGAGUCGUGGAGAGCGAGCGGGACGAGCGUUAGUAUUUUCUCGGCUUUGCUUGGGUCGGAAGGGGCGCAUAGUGCGUUGAAGUCGAGCGAGGGGGGCCAUGAGUUGGGGUAUGGGCAUUAUGGGCAGGAUGAUAUUAUGAGGUAUAGGGAAAGGGAGACGGAGACGGAGAGGGGGAGGCGGAGGGACGGGAAGAGGAAGGAGCAGGGGGAUGAGGAUGGGGAUGAGGAUGGGAAUGGGUCGGACGAUUCGCAGGGGACGGAGAUUGCGAAUGAUGUUAGCGGACCGCUCCUGGACGAAGUCGGGGCACAAGACGCGUUCGUGGCUGGGAUGAUAUACGCGUUGAGUCGGCGUUUACUCCCCGGAGGUCCUUACAGUCCCGGGCUUGCGAGUAUGGGGGAUGAGGGUAGUAACUGGCCCGGCGAGGAAAAAGCCAGGUGGAGGUUGGAUGAGUGUCUGAGAUUCGCAACGGAGUUGUCUGGUAGGAAGGCGAGGAAAAGGGGCUGGGACGGGUUGGCGGACGAGAUGAGGAGGGCCGGUUGGUUUUUGGACGGAUAA
Molecule: messenger RNA, 1781 nt
Organism: Stereum hirsutum FP-91666 SS1
Lineage: Eukaryota; Fungi; Basidiomycota; Agaricomycetes; Russulales; Stereaceae
Exons: 6
Coding region: 33-1781 (582 amino acids)
Source: RefSeq, a predicted model, not a curated record